This is a messenger RNA of Vidua chalybeata, 2879 nucleotides long. RefSeq names its product zinc finger protein 850-like. The record is from RefSeq and is a predicted model, not a curated record. Gene Ontology annotation, biological process: regulation of transcription by RNA polymerase II. Gene Ontology annotation, molecular function: DNA-binding transcription factor activity, RNA polymerase II-specific; RNA polymerase II cis-regulatory region sequence-specific DNA binding. Bases 99 to 2435 code for a protein of 778 amino acids. The transcript has 5 exons. NCBI's taxonomy places the organism in Eukaryota, Metazoa, Chordata, Aves, Passeriformes, Viduidae.
CCGGGAGCGGCGGCAGCGGCCGGAGGCCGGGGAGGCGGCAUUGGCGGAGCUGGGAGGCGGCCCCGGCGCAGGAUUUGUCAUUGCCAGGGCGUGGCUGGAUGGAGGAGGCGGAAAAGCCCCAGAGAUCCUGCCCGGGGAGUGGCUGCAAACCCAGCCCAGGGAGCUGCGGGGAGCAAAGAGCCCCCCUGAGCCAGGAAGGCGGCCGGAGAUCCAGCCGGAGCUCGGAGCAGGUGGAGAAGGCUCAUGGCAGGGAGAAGCCGCACAAGUGCUUGGAAUGUGGGCAGGGCUUCAGCCGGAGCUCCAGCCUGAUCCGGCACCAGAGGAUCCACACUGGGGAACGGCCCUACGAGUGUGGGGAGUGUGGGAAGGGCUUCAGCUGGAGCUCCAGUCUGAUCCAGCACCUGAGGAUCCACACUGGGGAACGGCCCUACGAGUGUGAGGAGUGUGGGAAGAGCUUCAGAGACAGCUCCAACCUGAACCAGCACCAGGUGAUCCACACUGGGGAACGGCCCUAUGAGUGUGGGGAGUGUGGGAUGGGUUUCAGAGAGAGGUCCAGGCUGUUUGAUCACCAGGUGAUCCACACCGGGGAACGGCCCUACACCUGCUUGGAAUGUGGGAAGAGCUUUGGGUGGAGCUCUGCCCUGAGAAUACACCGGCGCAUCCACACUGGGGAGAGGCCCUACGAGUGUGGGGAGUGUGGGAAGAGCUUUGUGCAGAGCUCUGCCCUGAGAAAGCACCAGCACAUCCACACUGGGGAACGGCCCUAUGAGUGUCCCCAGUGUGGGAAGAGGUUUCAGAGGAGCUCCGAUCUCAUCGUACAUGAGCGGAUUCACACAGAUGAGAGUCCCUUCCGCUGCCCCGACUGCGGGAAGGGCUUCAAGCGAAACUCCCACCUCACCCUGCACCGGCGCAUCCACACCGGGGAGAGGCCGUACGAGUGUGGGGAGUGUGGGAAGAGCUUCUUCAGCAGCUCAAGCUUGACAAAACACCAACAGACUCAUGGCAGGGAGAAGCCACACAAGUGCUUGGAAUGUGGGCAGGGCUUCAGCUGGAGCUCCAAGCUGAUCCGGCACCAGAGGAUCCACACUGGGGAACGGCCCUAUGAGUGUGGGGAGUGUGGGAAGGGCUUCAGAGACAGCUCCCACCUGAUCGAGCACCAGGUGAUCCACACUGGGGAACAGCCCUACGAGUGUGGGGAGUGUGGGAAGGGCUUCAGCCAGAGCUCCAGCCUAAUCCGGCACCAGAGGAUCCACACUGGGGAACGGCCCUACAAGUGUGGGGAGUGUGGGAAGAGCUUCAGAGAUAGCUCCAACCUGAUCCAGCACCAGAGGAUCCACACUGGGGAACGGCCCUACAAGUGCGGGAGGUGUGGGAAGGCUUUCAGAGAGAGGUCCAGGCUGUUUGAGCACCAGGUCAUCCACAGUGGGGAACGGCCCUUUGAGUGCUUGGAAUGUGGGAAGAGCUUUGGGUGCUGCUCUGCCCUGAGAAAGCACCAGCACAUCCACACUGGGGAGAGGCCCUACGAGUGUCCCCAGUGUGGGAAGAGGUUUCGGACCAGUUCCGAUCUCCUCCUACACGGGCGGAUUCACACAGAUGAGAGGCCCUUCCGCUGCCCCGACUGGAGGAAGGGCUUCAAGCACAACUCCAGCCUCACCAUCCACCGGCGCAUCCACACUGGGGAGAGGCCCUACGGGUGUCCCCAAUGUGGGAAGAGCUUCUCCAGGAGCUCUGACUUGACCCAACACCAACAGAGGCACCCUGGGGAGAAGCCACACAAGUGCUUGGAAUGUGGGCAGGGCUUCAGCCAGAGCUCCAGCCUGAUCCAGCACCAGAGGAUCCACACUGGGGAACGGCCCUACACGUGUGGGAGAUGUGGGAAGGGUUUCAGAGAGAGGUCCAGCCUGUUCGAGCACCAGGUGAUCCACACUGGGGAACGGCCCUACGAGUGCUUGGAAUGUGGGAAGAGCUUUGGGUGGAGCUCUGCCCUGAGAAUACACCGGCGCAUCCACACUGGGGAGAGGCCCUACAAGUGUCCCCAGUGUGGGAAGAGGUUUCAGACCACCUCCGAUCUCCUCAAACAUGAGCAGAUUCACACAGAGGAGAGGCCCUUCCGCUGCCCCGACUGCGGGAAGGGCUUCAAGCGAAACUCCCACCUCAUCGUGCACCAGCGUAUCCACACUGGGGAGAGGCCCUACGAGUGUGGGGAGUGCAGGAAGAGGUUUCAGACCAGCUCCAGUCUCCUCCUACAUGAGCGGAUUCACACAGAGGAGAGGCCCUUCCGCUGCCCUGACUGCGGGAAGGGCUUCAAGCAAAACUCCCACCUCACCAAGCACCGGCGCAUCCACACCGGGGAGAGGCCCUACGAGUGUGGGGAGUGUGGGAAGAGCUUCUCCAGGAGCUCAAACUUAACCAAACACCAACAGAGGCACCACUAAGGGAAGCCCUGUGAGUGCCCCGAGUGAGGGAAGAGCUUCGAGUGAGGGAGGAGAGUGAGGGAAGAGCUUCGUGCGCUGCUCCAGUUCCAUCCCCCAUGGGAGGCUCCGGGCUGGAUGAUCCCCAGUGACCCCUGUUGGGCAGAGCCCUGGUGCCCCCGUAUGGGGAAUAAAACAGAGAGUAAAACAAUGGAGCCGGUAAAGGGGCCCGAUAUCUGAGGCCUGACUGAGCAGAAACUGUGGGAGACACAGACACAGUUUAAGUCUCCCUGGGCAAGAAGUGACCAAGCAUCCUGUUGUGAGACUUUGUGAUAAGAUAAUGUUCCCAGGUGACGGGAUGUCAUGAAGAAUGUGUAACCAAUGGAAAUUGUUAGCAAACAUCGAGCCCUAUAAGCACCACACAAGUAAAACCCUGUAUAAACACCUGGUACGCUCAAUAAAAUUGGC